This is a messenger RNA of Thermochaetoides thermophila DSM 1495, 5313 nucleotides long. RefSeq lists its product as uncharacterized. Lineage: Eukaryota; Fungi; Ascomycota; Sordariomycetes; Sordariales; Chaetomiaceae. The record is from RefSeq and is a predicted model, not a curated record. The transcript has 2 exons. Gene Ontology annotation, molecular function: protein binding. Bases 1 to 5313 code for a protein of 1770 amino acids.
AUGUCUCUGGACUUUGUCCAUCUAGGCGGGGGUCCCCCGAAGAAGACCAAGACGAUCAAGUCCGCCUACGACAGCGAGAGCUGGGACAACGACUGGGCAUUCCAUGUUGAUGGCCUCGUCGGCUCGGCCACCAUCUCGCCCUCGGGCCGGGACGUCGCCCUUGCAUCACCCGAAGGCCUCGCCAUCAUAGACCUCGACUCACCAUGGAGUCCCCCCCGCCGCCUCAGCAGCCACGGCCUGCCCUGGCUGGUCGUCGACGUGCAGUGGUCGCCCUUCGCGGCCCGCGACUACUGGGUCGCAUCGACGGCCAACCACCGCUGCCUCGUCUGGAACCUUAACAUGCGGGACGACUCACCGACCGGCGCCAUCGAGCACUCGCUGCAGGCGCACACGAGGGCCAUCACCGAUAUCAACUUUUCGGCGCACCACCCCGACUCCCUUGCCACUUGCUCUGUCGACGGUUACGUGUAUUGUUGGGACCUCCGCCGGCCGCGACAGCCUGCUCUUGCGUUUUGUGACUGGUUUGCGGGCGCCACGCAGGUUAAGUAUAGCCGGCAAGAUCCGAAUAUUUUGGCGUCGGCUCAUGAUCGGUGGCUGCAUAUCUGGGAUAUACGGAAGGCUGCCGAGCCUGUGAAGUCGAUCUGUGCUCAUACGUCCAAGAUUUACGGGAUUGACUGGAACAGGACGAAGCCUACCUGCCUUGUGACGUGCUCUCUGGACAAGAGCAUCAAGUUCUGGGACCACUCCCAGGAGGGCGACUCCCCGCAGAGGGUUAUUCGGACUGACUUUCCCAUGUGGCGGGCUCGGCAUACGCCUUUUGCUUAUGGGCUGUUGGCCAUGCCUCAGACAGAACCGGGCUACUUGUAUCUAUACGACCAGCGCUUGAAGCCCGACGACCCGGUUGAUGGUCCUGUCAAGCCAGUCGCUGUCUUCCCCGGCCACGGCGAGCACCACAAGGCUAAGGAGUUCUUGUGGAGGAGUCGCGGCGGCGUGAGCAACGAUGGCAUUGACAACCGCGAGUUCCAGUUGGUAUCCUGGGGCGAGGACAAUAAGUUGCGCUUGCACAAGGUCGACGAGAAGCUGCUUGAAACGGUCGGCCAUGUGCGUGGCGGCCCGGUGAUGCAGAACCUUGUGCUUACACGCAAGGGGGCAAUCUACAAGACAUUCCGUACGGUCGAAGAUACCGCUCAUCGGGACCACAGGAGUCCGACGAUGAGUGAUUCGCGUGCGCCACAGAGUGCUCUAAGCCUGGGGUUAAGUCGCAUGGGACAUUCUUGGGGGAGGACGACCAUGAAAGCCAAGAGCAACAUGGUCAGGCACCUCGACAGGAGCCAGCUGCAGAUCGACUGGCUCAAGCGCAUCACCAUGUCAAAACCAAAAACCGCCUCGGCCGAUCCGGACGGCGAGGACAUCUUCGGCCCCGAAUGGGCCGACACCGAAACCAUACAAGACGAGCUCCUCCGCAUCAGCAGCUCUCUCCCCAACGUCAAGCUCGACAACAUCGACAUGGAGUCCCUCACAGUGCACGCUUCGCUCAAAGGACCGUGGGGUGUCAACCGCGAGACCAUCUUCAUCAAAGUCCGCAUCGACAUCCCCACCUCCUACCCCAAGAGCAAAGCCCCCCGCUUCUACGUCGACAAAUCCUCCUUCAUGCCCGACGAGACGCACGCCAAGCUCGAGGCCGAGCUGCAUGAGUUAGCGAACCGCUUUCUGCAGAGGCAGCAGAACUGUCUGUACAUGGCGUUUACCUAUCUCUUGGGAGAGGUUGAUCUCGAGUCUAGCACCGCUUACUUUAAGAAUGUUCGCGACUUCGACGACUCCGACGGUCUCGCCGACGACAGCUCCAGCGAGGAAGACGAAAGCAAUAUCCCGGCUGGCGACUCCGUCAUGUCGCAGGAGCUGAGCGCCAGCACCGAGCUUGAUGCUGACGCCACGCUAGCAACGGCCCAGCGCCAGGCGGUUGCCCCGUUACCACGAUUCUGUGGCGCGCGGUGGUCGAAUGAUGGCAGGCUGGUGUGUUUCUUCCCUACCAAAGAGGAGAAAGCGAGGGCGUUGUUUGGUGCGCUGCCGGAUUCUUCUAGGGACAAGAAGGGGGAGCCGACGUUCGCUGGGUUUGGGAGGCUGGAUCAUGACUCGCCGCCGCCGAAGCACAGAUUGCAUGAUGAUGCCUCGGGGACGGAGGAUAACCUAGAUGAUUCGGACGACGGGGCGUCGACUUCGUCGUCGACGGAUUCCGAGCCGACGACGGUACACAAGAUUGGCCUGUGGUACCAGCCUUAUCGGCACUUCCGACGCACAUGGAGCGCGAAUGACUCGGUGCGAUCAAGCGGCGGGGGCACUGGACCUGGAACAGGCACCGGCACCGGCACGAGCAGACGACGCCCGGGCCGACCGAAGAACGUGAUUUCGAUAUACAACCUGCAGAGCGAACUCCCGUCGAAGAAGGCCUUUGCGCAGGAGUACGCCAUCUUUGGCGACGGCGCCGACGUGUGCAGCCAUAAUGCGGCGGUGGCCGAGAAGUAUGGCGAGCCAGAGCUCGCGCACGUCUGGCGGUAUGCGGCGAUGCUGUUGCGCAGGGAUGUACCCUUGGAGAUUCAUGAGCGGUGGCAUAAGGGCCAGCCGGUACUGGUUAUUGCGAAGGACGCGGUCGCCAGGGCGAGGGAGGGGGAUUUGCCGAUGGAGGUGGAGGAGGAGGAUGUCUCCGGUGCGCCGUCGACCGGGCCGAGCCUGGCAGGGAGAGUCAGAUGGGGGUAUCAUCCGCUUGCGAGGGACAUGAUUGACGACUUGUUUGAGUACUAUGAGAAGAUUGCGGAUAUACAGAUGCUGGCUAUGUUGGCGUGCAUCUUUGGGGAUUACUCGAUUGAGGAAGAGGCGGCGAUCGCGGCGUCACAUUUGCCACAGCCGAAGACGCCUUUGCCGAUGAAGGCGCCGUCGUUUUCGUUGGAGUAUUUUCCGACCGACCCGACGCUGUGGAAUCUGAGCAAUUGGAAGAGCCAGGCUAGCUCGGGUGUCACGACGCCCAGGACGGCGAAUACACCUGCGGUGUACUCGGCUUCGCCCAGUGAGGAGGAGCUGCAUGGAUCGGUUGAGCCCAGGUCGAAUUCCUACUCGUGCGGGGAGACGCCGCCUAAGGUUGUGAGGGAUCAUCUGAGGGAUGUGACGAGUCAGACCCAGAGCUUGUCGACGUCGCCCAGCAACCGCCUGCUUCAGAGGGCCAACUCGACCGUCGCGGCUGCGUUUGCUGCUAGCUUACCCCGCGCUCUAGCCGGCAUUGUGUCUGCUUCGCCGCCCGAUCCUCUCAAGAAACGCCUCAGCCCGUCCGAAACGGCGCCAGGGACGUUGACACCGAAUGCCCUACCCACCUGGGCCGGCUCGAGCGGGUCCAACGCCGGCGGCGGUCCCGACACCCCGGGUACAUCCCGCACCUCCCUCUCCGACGACGAAUACACCCGCGACGAUUUAUUUGCGAUGGUACCCGUGGCGAUAAACUGCUUUUCCGAAAACCAAGGCCUUUUUGACGACGACGGGUGGAUGUCGACCCCGCUCAUCGACCGCAACCGUUCCCAAGUGUACUCGAACUACCGCUAUGCGUAUGCAGAGAUGUUGCAGAUGUGGGGACAGCCUUUGUCAAGGUUGGAGAUUAUGAAGUUUGAUGUGCUUAAGGAGGAUAAGCAUCAUCUUUCUUCAUGGUUCCAUAGUGCUGCUGCUGGUGGGGGUGUCGGGGGUGCUGGGGAGGAGGGAGGGGGUCCCUCUGGACCGGCGAAUACCCCUACGCCGUUUUACGGGGCUGUGCCAGGGUCGCCGACAUCGCCGUUUGCCGAUCGAAAACAUGCCCAUCUGCAGGAUCUACUUAAUUCCGGGCGAGCGGUCGACGUAACAGGCUUCUGCCGCAUCCACCCCAACACGCCUCUCGAACCGGCCGAGUAUUUACGUCCCAAGACCCCGGCUGGCCCCUCCCCCUCCUCCCUUGAUGUCAACCCUCCUCCCAAGUUUGUCAACGGUGCCGUAGGCGUCUGCCACCUCUGCGUCCACUCGCGUGACCAAUCUGAUUUGAUCCCGCAGACAGAACUCGAAUGCGUCUACUGCUGGGGUCCGAUCAUCGGUCUGUAUGUGGCGUGCCUGGCGUGUGGGUGUGUCUCGCAUGAGGGGUGCUUAGCAGAAUGGCAUGCCCUGGGGGGUGAAGAGUGUCCCGUAGGACAUGAGUGUUUGUGUGUUGAGCAGGCGAGUAGUGCCGAGGGGCCGGGGGUUUGGGUGGGUGUCGGGAGGGCAUUGGGGGCUGCUGCGGCGGAAAGUAAUGAGGAAGGGGGGGGUGGUUUUGUCGGGAAGUUGGAGGAGUACGAAGGUAAAACGGGACGGCAGGGAGGGACGAGGAGGAGGCCGCUGAGUGCGGAUGGAGGAGCGGUGCAGUAUCAGGGGCAGGGUCAGAGGAGGACGGGGGGAAGGAGUAAUAGUAUUACGGGGCAUGACUUUGUUAUUGUGGAGGGGAGUGAGAGCGGGAGCACAAGUACCGUUACGGCGAUACGGAACAGCCCGAGGAAGGCAUCUGGAAAGGGUCCGGGUCCGGGAGGGAAGAAGGGAGGUCAAGCUGCUGCGACUGGGAGUAGCUCUUCUAGCAGCGCCGACCAGAAGCCCGUCCGCCAUCACCAUAUGGGAGUCCCCUCGCUAACCGUUACAAAUCCCUCCCCCGGCAGCGAAUCCCCCCCUGGACCCUCGGGAACGACAACAUCAAGAGACGCGGCACCAGCAGGACGUUCCUCAACAUUUAUCUUCCCCUCGGCGCCCACCUCCCCGUCAGCAUCAUCCCCCCUCCUCCCCCCUCAAGCCCCUCCCUCCCCGUCUCCGCCUCCUCAACCUCCCCCCCUGCCCUUUGCCCCCAUCUCCCUCGCCCACUCCUGCUGGUCUAGCCCCCCUAACCACCACCACCACCACCACCACCACCAACAACAACAACAACAACAACAACAACAUUAUCAUCAUCAACACCACAACCAACAACAGCACGUACCCCCCUCGUCAUCAACAUCCUCUGCGUCUAGUUCGCACCACAGUCCAUCAUUAGCCACGUCGGCGUUACUCCUAGCGGGAAUAAAACCCCCUCCCACCGGCGACGAACCGGUAUCCGCGGCGCAGCUGAGUCUGGGGAAGAGGCUUAAGAGGUCGCUGGAGGCGGCGGCCGCGCAGGAAAGGGGCCAUCAUUACCAUGGGCAGGGGCAUAACCCGGGGGAAGGAGCGAGUAACAGGCCGGGGAUCAUGAGGAGGAGUACCUCGGCGUUGGGGGGUAGUUGGGGGGGUAAACACAGGGGGUCGGGGUGA